Molecule: messenger RNA, 1558 nt
Organism: Zalophus californianus (California sea lion)
Lineage: Eukaryota; Metazoa; Chordata; Mammalia; Carnivora; Otariidae
Product: casein kinase I
Exons: 1
Coding region: 116-778 (220 amino acids)
Biological process (GO): peptidyl-serine phosphorylation; negative regulation of canonical Wnt signaling pathway; signal transduction
Cellular component (GO): cytoplasm; nucleus
Molecular function (GO): ATP binding; protein serine/threonine kinase activity
Source: RefSeq, a predicted model, not a curated record
AAGAGCCAACGUUUUUCGUGUCCUGCCGCUCUCCUCCGCAGCCUUGCUCCGCGGACGAGCCCCUGAGGCCUCCGUCCUCCCCUCAGAGGUGUCGGGGCUUGGCCCAUCUCUGAGGAUGGCGAGCAGCAGCGGCUCCAAGGCCGAAUUCAUCGUCGGAGGGAAAUAUAAACUGGUACGGAAGAUCGGGUCUGGCUCCUUCGGGGACAUUUAUUUGGCGAUCAACAUUACCAGCGGCGAGGAAGUGGCAGUGAAGCUAGAAUCUCAGAAGGCCAGGCAUCCCCAGUUGCUGUCCGAGAGCAAACUCUCUAAGAUUCUUCAAGGUGGGGUGGGCAUCCCCCACAUACGGUGGUAUGGUCAGGAAAAACACUACAAUGUGCUAGUCAUGGACCUUCUUGGACCCAGCCUUGAAGACCUCCUCAAUUUCUGUUCAAGCAGGUUCACAAUGAAAACUGUACUUAUGUUAGCUGACCAGAUGAUCAGUAGAAUUGAGGAUGUGCGUACAAAGAAUUUUAUACACAGAGACAUUAAGCCAGAUAACUUCCUAAUGGGUAUUGGGCGUCACUGUAAUAAGUCAUUCCUUAUUGAUUUUGGUUUGGCCAAAAAGUACAGAGACAACAGGACAAGGCAACACAUACCAUACAGAGAAGAUAAAAAUCUCACUGGCACUGCUCGAUACGCUAGCAUCAAUGCACAUCUUGGGAUUGAACAGAGUCGCCGAGAUGACAUGGAAAAAGCAGAGCAGAUGAUCGGAGCAGCAUUUGUUUCUCCCCAAAUCUAGGAAUUUUAGUUCAUAUGUACACUAGCCAGUGAACAACCAUUUACCUAGUGUAAAGAACUUAAUUUCAGUAUAAACUGGCUCCGGACAGCAUUGGUGAUGUCGUGUCCCGAGUUGUAGCCGCUGUAAUUGUGAAUAUUAACUGAGAUAGUGAAACAUGGUGUCCAGUUUUCUAUUGCACUUUUUUCAAGUGGAAAAGUUAACUAAAUGGUUGACACACACAAAUUGGUGGAGAAAUUGCGCAUAUGCCAAUUUUUUUGUUAAAAUCUUUUAUUUUGAACUAUACUGCUUUGAGAUCUCAUUUCAGAAGAACGGCAUGAACAGUCUUCAGCCACAGUUGUGAUGGUUGUAAAUGCUCACAAUUGUGCAUUCUUAGGGUUUAUCCAUCCCUGGGGUUUGCAAGCUGUUCACUUAAAACAUUCUUAAAAUGGUUGGCUUCUUGUUUGCAAGCCAGCUGAUAUGGUAGCAAACAAAGAUUCCAGUGUUUGAGCACACGAAAGACUGCCUGCUUACCUGUGCUAGAAAUAACAGCAUCUAAAGUGAAGACUUAAGAAAAACUUAGUGACUACUAGAUUAUCCUUAGGACUCUGCAUUAACUCUAUAAUGUUCUUGGUAUUAAAAAAACAUAUUUGUCACAGAAAUUUAGUUAACAUCUUACAACUGAACAUGUAUGUAUGUUGCUUAGAUAAAUGUAAUCACUGUAAACAUCUAUAUGAUCUGGGAUUUUGUUUUUAUUUUGAAAUGGGAGCUUUUUUGUUUACAAGUUCAUUAAAAACUAAAAAC